CUCUGGGUUAAAGCUGUUUCUCUCCCCUCCUCUUCAACUCAUAACGAAAAAAAUCAGAUCAUACUCACCUGGAUUUUCUCACCUUUUCCCUCACUUUCUCCUCCCCUAGAUUCUCUCUCUCUCACUCAAUCUCUCGAGUCAGCGACUCGGUGACUCACCAACUUACCGCGUCCCCAGUUCCGGGAAUCACUGAAUUCUCGCCCCAUUUCUCUCUCGGCUUCGUUGGGCACCGGACGACGGAGCUUGUGGACUGCACUGGAAGACGCGAAGACUCCAACGCUCCGAGAGCGUUGGUUUCUAUACGGACUGAGGGAGUUGGAUUGGAGUUGGACUGAAAUUGGCGACGAUGGUGGAUUUGAGUGUCGGUGGAGAUUGGCGGCUAUUUGGGGGAGAAGAUAUGGGGUUCCACUUGGAGGCUGAGUUCAGAGUCUGUGAAUGGCAGUGUUUGGUUACGAGAGUGGUUGAGUCCCGGAUUGGGGUUUAGAAUCUAGACUUGUUUAGGGUUUUUGAGAAGGAGAAGAAAUGUCGCGGACCGAUAGAAUGGGUUCGGAUCUUAGCAGGACCGGCCCCGUCGAAAGAGACAUCGAGCAGGCUAUUACUGCUCUAAAGAAAGGGGCAUACUUGCUCAAGUAUGGAAGAAGGGGGAAGCCUAAGUUUUGUCCAUUUCGUCUUUCCAAUGAUGAAUCUGUUCUAAUCUGGUUCUCUGGGAAAGAGGAAAAGCACCUUAAGCUAAGCCACGUGUCUAGAAUUAUUUCUGGGCAACGGACUCCAAUCUUUCAAAGGUAUCCACGGCCUGAGAAGGAGUACCAGUCAUUUUCUUUAAUAUAUAAUGACAGGUCACUAGAUUUGAUUUGCAAAGAUAAAGAUGAAGCUGAGGUUUGGUUUAGUGGCUUAAAAGCAUUGAUAUCCCGCAGCCAUCAUCGAAAAUGGAGAACGGAGUCAAGGAGUGAUGGAAUUCCAUCUGAAGCAAAUAGUCCUAGAACAUACACUCGGAGAAGCUCCCCUCUAAAUUCUCCAUUUGGUAGUAAUGAUAGCUUACAGAAGGAUAGUGCAGAUCACCUUCGCCUUCAUAGUCCGUAUGAAAGUCCUCCUAAAAAUGGUCUGGAUAAGGCACUUUCAGAUGUGAUACUGUAUGCUGUUCCUCCCAAGGGUUUCUUCCCUUCAGAUUCGGCCAGUGCUUCCGUACAUUCUGUGUCAUCUGGUGGCUCAGACAGUGUACAUGGGCAGAUGAAGGCAAUGGCAAUGGAUGCUGUUAGAGUUAGUCUAUCCAGUGCUGUUAGCUCAUCAAGCCAAGGUUCUGGUCAUGAUGAUGGUGAUGCCUUGGGAGAUGUUUUCAUGUGGGGAGAAGGCACAGGAGAUGGUGUUGUGGGUGGUGGUUCUCAUAGAGUUGGAAGCUGUCUUGGUGCAAAAAUGGAUUCUUUGUUGCCCAAAGCCUUAGAAUCUAAAGUCGUGCUUGAUGUCCAAAACAUUGCAUGUGGUGGUAGGCAUGCUACUUUAGUAACGAAGCAAGGGGAGAUUUUCUCUUGGGGAGAGGAAUCGGGGGGCAGGCUUGGGCAUGGUGUGGAUGUUGACGUUUUGCAACCAAAGCUCAUUGAUGCACUUAGUAAUAUCAACAUUGAGCUUGUUGCUUGUGGUGAGUACCAUACUUGUGCUGUUACGCUUUCUGGUGAUCUGUACACAUGGGGUGAUGGAACUUACAAUUUCGGUCUACUUGGACAUGGAAAUGAAGUGAGCCAUUGGGUCCCCAAAAGAGUAAAUGGACCCUUGGAGGCUAUACAUGUCUCAUCCAUAUCUUGUGGACCCUGGCACACAGCCGUAGUAACUUCUGCUGGGCAGUUGUUUACUUUUGGUGAUGGCACAUUUGGUGUUCUUGGCCAUGGUGAUCGGAAAAGUGUUUCAAUUCCCAGGGAAGUGGAAUCCCUGAAGGGCCUUCGCACUGUGCGAGCAGCUUGUGGUGUUUGGCAUACUGCUGCAGUUGUAGAAGUCAUGGUUGGGAAUUCAAGUUCCAGCAACUGUUCAUUAGGAAAGCUGUUCACUUGGGGAGAUGGUGAUAAGGGUAGGCUGGGGCAUGGUGACAAGGAAGCAAAACUUGUGCCUACCUGUGUUGCCGCUCUUGUUGAAUCCAAUUUUUGUCGAGUUGCUUGUGGACAUAGUAUGACGGUUGCUCGUACAACAUCUGGUCAUGUCUACACAAUGGGAAGUCCUGUUUAUGGCCAGUUAGGAAAUCCUCAAGCUGAUGGAAAGCUUCCAACUCGAGUUGAGGGAAAGCUCUCCAAGAGUUUUGUGGAAGAGAUUGCUUGUGGUGCCUAUCAUGUUGCAGUUUUAACUUCAAGAACUGAAGUGUAUACUUGGGGAAAAGGAGCAAAUGGUCGUUUAGGUCAUGGGAAUAUAGAUGAUCGGAAUUCCCCAACAUUAGUUGAAGCUCUGAAAGAUAAGCAAGUCAAAAGUAUUGCUUGUGGUGCUAAUUUUACUGCAGUUAUAUGCCUUCAUAAAUGGGUUUCAGGAGUUGAUCAGUCAAUGUGUUCGGGUUGCCGGCUUCCAUUUAAUUUUAAAAGAAAACGCCAUAAUUGUUAUAAUUGUGGGCUUGUGUUUUGUCAUUCUUGCAGCAGUAAGAAAUCACUCAAAGCUUCCAUGGCACCAAAUCCUAGCAAACCUUAUCGUGUCUGUGAUAAUUGUUUUAAUAAACUGAGAAAAGCUGCUGAAAGUGAUACUUCAUUUCAGACAUCUAUAAGCAGAAGAGGAAGUAUCAAUCAGGGGUCAAAUGAGGUUAUUGAUAAAGAUGAUAAGUUGGACUCCAGAUCUCGUGUGCAACUAGCCAGGUUUUCUUCAAUGGAAUCUCUGAAACAUGUGGAAACCCGUUCAUCAAAGAAAAAUAAGAAACUAGAAUUUAACAGCAGUCGAGUCUCACCUGUUCCAAAUGGAGGAUCACAGUGGGGAGCUCUUAAUAUUUCUAAACCUUUUAAUCCAGUAUUUGGGUCAUCCAAGAAGUUUUUCUCAGCCUCUGUUCCUGGAUCAAGAAUUGUUUCUCGAGCUACAUCCCCAAUUUCAAGGCGCCCCAGCCCACCACGUUCUACAACACCAACUCCAACUCUGGGAGGACUCACAUCGCCAAAGAUUGUUGUAGAUGACGCUAAAAGGACAAAUGAAGGCCUCAGACAGGAGGUUAUCAAACUAAGAUCACAGGUUGAAAGUCUUACUCAAAAAGCCCAAAUACAAGAGGUUGAGCUGGAACGAACAACUAAACAGCUGAAGGAAGCAAUAGCAAUUGCAGGUGCGGAGACUGCAAAAUGCAAAGCAGCAAAGGAAGUGAUCCAGUCACUUACUGCCCAAUUGAAGGACAUGGCUGAAAGGCUGCCUGUUGGAGCAGUACGGAAUAUGAAAUCACCCUCUCUAGCUUCUUCCUUGGGUUCUGAUCCUUCCAACGAAGUUCCUAUUCCUUUGACUGACCGAUUGAAUGGUCAAUUAACAUUCCAAGAACCAGACUCCAAUGGACCAAACAGUCAGUUGUUUUCUAAUGGGUCCAACACCACCAGUAACCGCAAUUCAGGUCACAACAAACAAGGACAUCUAGAUGUGGCAACCAGAAAUGGGACCAAAAUUAAAGAAAACGAAUCUCAUCAUGAAACUGAAUGGGUUGAGCAAGAUGAGCCUGGUGUAUAUAUCACACUUACUUCCCUACCGGGAGGCGCCAAGGAUCUCAAGCGAGUUCGUUUCAGUCGGAAGCGAUUUAGUGAGAAACAAGCAGAACAGUGGUGGGCAGAGAACCGAGCAAGAGUAUAUGAACAAUACAAUGUGCGCACGGUAGACAAGUCUAGUGUAGGCAUUGGGAGCGAGGACUUGGCUCGCUGACAUGUGGGAACAGUCAUCUGUACAUGGAAACGAUAUUUUUGUUUCAGGUUCAAGCUUGGGUUACCAAGGUCUGAUUCGUUAAUUAGCGUUGGCUUUGAUUCUUAUAAAGGUUUGAAGAAGCAGAGGUUUGGUAUAGGGGUUUGAUUGCGUUUUUACUUUUCCCAUUUUUCUCUAAUUUUGUUGUAUUCUAAUUUUUCCCUAUGUUCCUUGUGUGGGGGUUUGAGGGUGAGAAAUGUAAAUUCCUAUUAGGUUGCUGGCGCUUGUGGAAAGCAGCUGCGGUGUAAACUCCAUAAGCGAUUGCAUCUGCAAAUUUUUUUUCAAGUCUUCUCCGCAAUGGUUCAUAAAUGUGUUUAUAUUCGAGGCAUUGCGUAUGCGCGUUUUGUACAUGAUAUAACCAGCUCUGUGUUACCAUAUGAUGUGCACAUAAUUCAUCACAUUACAGUGUUGUGUAUUGGAACAAGGGAACAGUUGUAGAAUUGGUCCUCUUGGCUGGGAAGACCUCUUGAAUUGCUGAGUUUUUGAAAGUGGAUGCAUGGUUUACUA
Pyrus x bretschneideri (Chinese white pear) is the source of this 4392-nucleotide messenger RNA. RefSeq names its product PH, RCC1 and FYVE domains-containing protein 1. NCBI's taxonomy places the organism in Eukaryota, Viridiplantae, Streptophyta, Magnoliopsida, Rosales, Rosaceae. Bases 523 to 3849 code for a protein of 1108 amino acids. The record is from RefSeq and is a predicted model, not a curated record. Gene Ontology annotation, molecular function: metal ion binding. The transcript has 9 exons.